Messenger RNA from Chelonoidis abingdonii (Abingdon island giant tortoise), 3850 nucleotides. Lineage: Eukaryota; Metazoa; Chordata; Testudines; Testudinidae. The record is from RefSeq and is a predicted model, not a curated record.
GCACACUUCUUACGUUAUUUCCUUGCACCAUGUUGCUCCCUUGGUUCAUAACACUUGUACAUCUAGCUUUUGGCAGUUUUUGUAUUUGUUGAAGGCCAGCGCCACGCUAUAUUUGUCCUGGGGCAUUCUGAGAUAUAUGCCUUAGCAUGUGCGAGCAAGAACAGGCAUAAUACAAUUUAGCAUGAUUACUCAAUACAUAUAUAUUAGAUUAAUACCGUGCAUAUAAUACCUAUUAAUAUGGGGAGGUGGGGGAAGUGUGUGUAUAUGUGACCAUAAUGCCUGGAGAGGCCUCACCGAGAGUGCUUAAUCAGGGCAAACUACAAAGAAUGGGGCAGGCAUUCCCCAAAAGUGGUAGUCCUUCCUAUUAUUAGAUUUACCAGACAGUAACAAAACAGCUUCUAUAUUAUCUUACUGGUUACCAAGAAGCCCAAAAAUACAGUUUCCCUUACGCAAUUCAGCCCUGGACUGCAACCCAGACAACCAAGUCAAACGUAGUGAGGAUUACUUAAAAUUGUUUUCACCAUAUAUAAAGAUCUACCAAUCCCAAGAGUUCAGACCCAUUGCUCAGCAGGUCCAGCAACAUGUUUGAGGUGCCAUUGCCUCUGGAUCGAGAUGGGAUCCUCUUCCGGCUCCGCUUUACCACCCUGGCUGUCGGGACCGUGUGUUGCCCGCUGUUUGGAUUCCUUUUCUGUGUGAUCUGGUCUCUGCUGUUCCACUUCCAGGAAACGACAGCUACUCACUGCGGUGUCCCCAAUUACCUCCCCUCCAUCAGCGCCGCUAUUGGCGGAGAGACCCCUCAGCGCUACGUGUGGCGUCUCUGCAUUGGCCUCCACUCCGCGCCCCGCUUCCUGGUGGCCAUCGCAUACUGGAACCAUUACCACAGCUGUCACUGCGCGCACCCUCGCUACCCGCGGCUCUGCCGCAUCAACUUCGCCCUCAACGUGCUCGAAAAUGUCGCCCUCCUUUUGCUGACAUACGUGUCUUCCUCGGAAAACUAUGCAAUCCACGAAAAUUCCUUCAUCCUCUUUAUCACCUCGGCCCUGGGUCACAUGUUCCUGACUUGCAUUCUGUGGCGGAUGACUAAGAAAAACACAGUAAGUCCCGAGGAGCGCAAGUCCUACAAGUGGAAGCUGCUGCUCUUCCUCUUCAACCUCGUCACGUUCUCCUUGGCUGUGUGUGUCUACUUCCACCACAACUGGUACUGCAAGGCUGGAGCCUAUACCAUCUUCGCUUUCCUGGAGUACCUGGUCGUCCUUUCCAACAUGGCUUUCCACAUGACCGCCUGGUGGGACUUCGGCAACAAAGAGCUGGUGGUCAGCUCCCAGCCAGAAGACAAACGUUUCUAGGGUGGCCUCGUUGCCCGUGCUGCUGCUAGCCUCUGGAGUCCUGCAAUUGGUGCGAGUGUUGGGGCCAGAUGAGCUCCUGGGAGCAACGCUGGGCAGGGAGGACCGUGAUGUGCUUUGAGAGGAAACCAAAAGCGCCCUUCGUUGAGACAUCACCAGGACCUCCCUGUUCUUGCACUGCUGCCGCCAGGAUCCUGUUAAAAACGCCUCCAGAAAUACCGGAGUGUGGGGAUUGUAGGAGAGUGGGAUGAUUACACACAAAUAACACAGCAGCCUCUCCAUGGAUCUGUCAUUCCUAUCAAGUGCCAGGACAGGAGCAGUUAGUGGGAGCCGAGGGGGCAGGACCCAGGUGAGUCGAUGGGGUAAGAUGUUGGCCCGUGUGGCUAGGAAUCCUUCUUCUGCAAGGCCGACUGAUGCAGGGAUGGGAUCUUCUUUACUGCCCUGCCCGGCUCAGCACAGCACCUUUCCCGCACCUGCUGCCUCACCAGGGCUCUUGCCGCAGCCCCAGACUCUCGGCAGGAACUACCACGGUUAACAGUUGUGAGCUGAUUGACGGGAGAUUCCUUGCCUUGGCCCUGGGAUUGGAACAGGACUUCUCCAGAGGGAGGGUCUCCGCUGAGCUCCUGACCCCCACUUCCCUUUCCCGGUAUUCCCUUUUGAGCGAACAAGAUGGAGGGAAAGGCUGAGAAUACUGGAGGAAAACCCCUCGCAAGGCAUUCAGUGUUGCUUAUUCUCAGUACCUUGGAAUAACUUCCAGUUCCCCUUCACUCAGACAUCAACUUGAGGGCUCGCUGAAGCAUGACCUGGCCCCUUUUUCUGCAUUGCCUUGGGCUGGCUAGUCCUCCCUGUGUUUUCUCCCCCCUCCAGUCCAACAGGUCGGCCUUGUUCACCCUGCAGAAUCCUUGGCCUUGGCCUCCAGAGGUGCUGUGACAGAGUGCUGAGGCCUGACAGAUGGGCCAACACUCUGAUCGUUUCCCGUGUGAUGGCUGAUUAAGGAGGUAGGGAGGAAUUAGCUAAUCAGAUGGGGAGGCUGGCUGAGAUAGGGAAUUCCUUGGAUAAAAGUCAGGGAGGCCAUGUUGGUGUGGCAGGAGACAGGGCUGGCUGCGCCUAGAUUGAAGGAGAUCCCAAGGAAGAGAGAUCUGGUUUCCUCCCGGGGAGGGGGCAGAGGGCUGGCACGUGGAGGACCUCCCAGGCCUGAGGGGGACAGCCUGAGAAAGGCACUGGAAUACCCAGGAGAAGGAUACAGAGGGAGUGGGCCGGGCUCAGAAGGUAGGUUUAGGCCUUGUGAGGAUCGAAGGGCAGGGCAGGAAGCCUGCCUGUGUUGUGAAGGGGAGAGGAAGCCUGGGCUGGGAGCAGAAGUGGGAGGGGCAAGGGAUGGAAUGGCUACCAAGUCAUUGACAUGGCAGCAUGUGGGGUGGGUGAGGGGUGAGCCCAGUGGGCAGACUCGCAGAGAUGACAGGAGCCUGCCCCAAGGGAGUUCACCAGGGAGGUGGAUAAACCCAUCCCAGGAUGUCUGGGUGAGCAGAGCUAGCAGGGUGCUCUGUCAGGCACCACAUUCUUCUGGUCCUAUGCGCCAAGACCCUUUGGCCAAAGCCAGAACAGAAUACAGCCAUUCAGUGAUCCAGUGGUAGCUGCCUCCUUGGAGCUCAGGGAGGGGACACAGCUGAUAAGUAACAGCAAAUGGGAAACUCUCCCUCUCCUUGUUAAUCAUCCUUUUUCUUUGGCAUGGAGUUGGAGGCAAGUGGAGUACAGAGGGACAGGCCCUGUGGCAGGGUUACAGGGCAUCCGAAAUCGGGAAGGACCCUGGGUAAUGUGUCUGAACCCAGGCAGAGGCCAUCAUGGGCCCUCCCCAGCAGAACAUGUGGGAUGGUCUAGGAGCCAACUGGGAAGGUCAGGAGAUGCUGGGUGCCUUCAGCUGGUGCUUUUUCUGCUCUUAGCACUGGUGAAACACAGCUCUGGUCCAUCAGACAGCCGGUACUGGUCUGUGCGGAAAGGCCAGGUUACCCUCUUGCAGGUCUGACGGGGCACCUGUCUCUGCUCUCUGCCAAGCGCCCUUUCAGAUCCCUGCUGGGGAGAUCAGCUGCAACCUACAUGGUGUCGCCUGGUCACUCAUCGAGGAGAAGUCACACACACACACCCUUCCCAACCAGCGCAGUGUUUGAGAGCAGCAAGCACAAGAUUGUCCAAGCAACAGUCCCAGGAGUGAACCUGCCUUGGGCUGCGAGGGCUCGGUGAGGUUGGGAUAAAGUCUGCUCGGUUCUUUGGCUUUAAUAGUCGCAAUCUCUCUUCCUAAUUUUCCUGGGCAUUUUGGAACUGCUGGUGCGGCCCUCUCUCACCAGCCGCUGCUGCUUGCAAGUGGAAUCCGCCGUGCGCAUCAUCCGUUACUGUAUGCAAUUACACUGUAUUCUACUGGGGUGGGGAUCGCGCACACUCUGUGCCAUGAUACUGACAGAUGUAUAUUUUCGUUGGUUUGGAGGAUGAAAUAAAAUGCUGAGUAUUUUUGUCAA